Liolophura sinensis is the source of this 2859-nucleotide messenger RNA. RefSeq names its product ceramide kinase-like. Gene Ontology annotation, molecular function: ceramide kinase activity. The transcript is spliced from 14 exons. Bases 509 to 2311 code for a protein of 600 amino acids. Lineage: Eukaryota; Metazoa; Mollusca; Polyplacophora; Chitonida; Chitonidae. The record is from RefSeq and is a predicted model, not a curated record. Gene Ontology annotation, biological process: phosphorylation; ceramide metabolic process.
CUGAAAUCCUUCACUUGGAUGAGGUCAUGAAACAAAGUGCAGGGGGUAUCUGUUUCUUCUCGGACAUGCUGUUCUGAUGAAGUUAACGCUGGAAAAAUGCAUGAAAUAGUGGAAAAUGACACCCUAAUUUCGAAGGAAACUCAGGGAGCAAAAGUGUACAUCACAAUAGGUCUGCAUGCAGGCAGGGACACUUGCCAGGCCCCUUAAGAUGGCUGCUGGAGUACCAAGAUCGCAGAUGAGUGACCCUGUCCUGUAUUCUUGUCAUAUGCCAAGAAACGAAAAAUUUAAUUUUGACCUCUUGUUAAACCAUAAAUAAAAAAGUAACAUCAAGGUGUAUUCCACACAUUUGAUAUUGUGAUUUGCAAGAUUUCACACGUAAUUAAAGCUACCACAGGCAAGUUGUGUAUGUACUAAUUCUCUUGGAAAUGACAGUAUCUUACUAAGUGUAACAGAAGAGAUUUGAAAGCAUACGACGAGCAUUUUACUGCAUAAAAACAACUGACUGUCAAUGGCUGAUUCAACUGACUCGAGUAUAAUAAAGCAGUCACAGUUCAGGUUAUUUGAAACUGUCAAAAAAGUCUCCUUUGAGUUAGAAUGUGAGUUAAUGCUGCGAGCAGACAGCCUUAGCUGGAAAUGGCAGUCACCUCCUCCAGAAGGAAAGGAUAUAGUUGCGCACACAGAAGAAGAAGUCCGAAUAUCUUGGGUUUUAAGAGUGUUAGCUGAACCAGACGACAUGGGAGAUGAGACAAGUCAUGCUGAAAAUGCUCCAACCAAACUUGUCAUCUACUUUGUCCGCCGGCUUAGUGAGCCAGAUUUCCAGUACUGUGUUGAUAAUGUUACCCUCCAUGGCCCGUCCAGUCUCUGUGAGGAGUGGGUUAUCACCUUGACUGACCACCUUCAUAGGACAGCCCCUCAACGCCCCAAAUCUCUUCUUGUCAUCAUAAACCCAUGCAGUGGUGGAAAAAAGGCAGAGAAAAUGUUCAAAAAUGACAUUGCUCCAAUUUUCCAGCUAGCAGGAAUCAAAACAGAUGUAAGAGUGACAGCCGAAGCGAGAGACUCCUUCAACAUCCUUGGAAAUAUUGAUUUGUCUGUAUUUGAUGGGCUGGUGUCAGUGGGUGGAGACGGAACACAUUAUGAAGUUAUUGCAGCUUUAAUACGAAAAACAAUGAAAGAUAAAGGCGUUGAAGAAUUGACCUCUUCAACAGUUUUACAGUCUCCUUCCAUCAGACAUGGCAUGAUUCCAGCAGGGACUGGGAACGGAGGUCAGUUGUUUGCCAGUUACAGCAAGGAUCCUGUCACAAAUGCUAUUGUCAUUGCCUUAGGAGAUUCCAAACCAAGGGAUAUCUUGAGCCUUCACUGUGGUGACAAAUUCUUGGAUACUUGUUUCUUCGCCUGUGCUUAUGGCUUAAUGGCUCAAGCUUUGGACACGAUGGAAAAUUACAGGUGGACUGGCCCUUUACGGUUUGUGGCUGGGUGUUUUGUGGGUAUAGUGAAACAUGCUCCAGUGCUCAUGACGAUAGAUUAUCUGCCUGGCAGGCCUUCUGUGAAGAAAGCUGCCUCAGAACCUAAAUCUAGCUCUGCAAAAAAGGUAAAUCUGGAUUCCAUGGAUGAAUCCAGUGAACCCAUAGGUGUCAAUUCCCAGCCAGAGAGGACAGGAGAGAAUCCAGUUAAGGCCAGACAAAACAUUGAAGAUGAAUUGGCUGAACCUGGGAAUGUUUCCCAACGAGAAGGAGCAGGGGAAAUCACAAAAGCCAGCCAGGACAUUACAGAUGAAGCCACAGAUCCAGGGGAUGGUUGCCAGAUGGACGGGGCAGGGGAAAAACCAACAGCCAGCCAGGAAGAUGAUCUUCCACCAGGCUGGGUACGGUUACAUGACAAGAUUCUGGAGGUAGACAUCUUCUGCUUUCCCAACAUGGACAUGGUGGACCUGAACCGCUAUUACCUGUCAGAGCAUACCAUGGAAAAGGGCGCCUUCACCCUUCUGUACUCAAAGCCUUGUGGAAGGAUUGCCCAUAUGAAGUUCAUUGCGAAACUUAUUGAGGGAAACUUGGAACAAGCAGUGGCGGAAUGUGGAUUUGUAGAGUGCAUCAAUGUGAAGGAAUGCAGGGUAAGAGCUGUGCUGGACAAGGGAGACCGCAGACCAAUGAAAAGCAUCAGCUGUGAUGGAGAGACAAUUACCUCCCUUGGUGCUUGUUAUGAAGUCAGGUGUCACCCUGGCCUGCUGGAUGUUUUUGCCAGGACAGAUGGUGGACAGUUGCGUGAACUGUGCAAUAUUGAGAAAGCAACAUCACUGCAAGAGAAAACAGAAUAAGUGCAAAAAGACAAAGACUUCACGGAAUCUUUUGCCCUUCACAUAUCUUUUAUAUACAAUAUAUUUCCUUUGUUAUGAUUUAUGUUUUAAGUACAAUGUUUCAUUUAUGUGAUCAUAAUCAUUUAAUAAGUUGUCAGCAAACAUUUCUGUGAAGAGGUUCACUUAUUGUUAAAGUACUUCAGUUGACCAAAUUGUGGAAUGCUCAGAUGGAAUGCAAAGUGUAACAAUUUUUACGAAUCUGUGGCACUCCGUUAUUUAGUUUGCUCAGUUUUGCAUCUGAAUCUGAAAACGUGCUUAGGGAGGCUGAAAGCUGUUCUCAUCAGAUUAUCGUAUCCAAACUUAAAUCCAUCAAAGACUGCAGUUCCAGUUUUUAUGAUUAUGCAAAAUAUGCCAAACUGACAGAAUAUUUUUGAGAUAAACCAAAAACUGCAUUUCUUGGAUAGGUAUUAUAAGUUUCUGACUUGUCCAAUAUUCUAAUGUUGUCUAAUUCUAAUGAAACUAGAGAGUGUUUGCAUUUCUGACAGUGAUUUCACUUAAUGAGAAAAUAU